This is a messenger RNA of Neocloeon triangulifer, 5680 nucleotides long. It is a transcript of the gene zye, whose product is annotated as mucin-2. NCBI's taxonomy places the organism in Eukaryota, Metazoa, Arthropoda, Insecta, Ephemeroptera, Baetidae. Bases 139 to 5601 code for a protein of 1820 amino acids. The record is from RefSeq and is a predicted model, not a curated record. The transcript has 26 exons.
CCCACUAUAUAUCCCUAGGACCGAUGGACCAGCGAGACACUCAUGUAAACCGUUUUGUGUGGAUUUGUGCGUUGAAUUUUCUGCGGAGACGCCGACGUAAAACUACCGAAGCAUCAGGGAGUCUCGCACGAAAGGAGGAUGAUGUUGGGCUGGAAGGUGUGGUUGCUGGGCCUGCUGGCCGCCCAGAUUGCACAGGGUCAGUUGCUCUUCCAAGACGAAGUGGAAGAGCUCUCCCGAUCCGUAAACGAACUCCAGCUUUUUAAAGAAACCAAGAGACCUCAACGAGAGGAACACCAUCACACACACAUUUCGCGCCUCGAUGUUUCCUGCUCGAGCAGCGAUAUUAAAGUGAACUUGGAUUUCGACGCGCCUUUCCACGGCGUGGUCUUCAGCAAGGGUUUCUACAAUGACCCCAGAUGCCGUUAUGUGCAGGAGAAUACUGGCCGCAGCUCUUUUGAGUUUACAAUUCCGACCGACGGUUGCGGAACCACGAAAGGGGCGACCGUCGAUAACGUAAUUGUUAUUCAGACGGACGGCGUCGUCCAAGAGAUCUGGGACACGGCUCGAAAACUGUCCUGCGCCACAGUAGCGUCUGCCGUUAAGCAGAAGAAAGUUAUUUUCAAGCCUUUUGUCGUGGACAUGCUUGAGGUCGUUUCAGUGCCCACCGCUAGCGGAAAAGCCGUAGACUGCUGGAUGGACAUCCGCAAGGGACAAUAUCCCAAUACGGCCGAGUUGGAAGAUAAUAUCAAAAUAGGAGAAAGUUUGACUGUUCUUGUCUAUCUGAAAGACGAAUCAAAUCAAUAUGAUUUGCGAGUUAGAGACUGUUGGGCCUACGACAGCGAUCAGUAUGACGCACUUGAUACGUCAAGUUUGCAGCUUUCAGAUUCUGAAGGAUGCCCAAAGCGUCACAAAUUCAUCCACUUCUGGCAAAAGACCUCUGAAGGCGAUACCCUCAUUGCCUACAACAAUCUCACUGCCUUCAAAUUCCCCGACAGGGCACAAGUUUAUUUGACGUGCAAUAUUGAAAUUUGCUCCGGAGGAUGUGAUGGUAGUUGUUCGUCGAGCAAUGAAGUGCCUGUGAUCGCGACAACACCGCAGCCUUGCUAUCCUGGGUCACCCAACCCCCGGUGCAAUUCAGUUUCAACAACCGUCCAGUUCACAACCAGGCCCACAACUGCAAGACCUACAACAGUGAGACCCACGACCGUGUUCACAUGCACGCCUGGAUCCACUGACCCUAGGUGUCCUCCAAACUGCUACCCUGGAAGCAGAGACCCCAGAUGCCCAACCACUACCACCCAGAGGCCAACUACUCAGUUCCGAUGCACACCAGGAUCAACAGACCCUCGCUGCCCACCGAACUGCUACCCAGGAUCCAGAGAUCCUAGGUGCCCAACCACCACUACUCCUCGUCCAACAACCCAAAGACCAACCACUCAGUUCAGGUGCAGCCCAGGUUCGGUUGACCCUAGAUGCCCACCUAAUUGUUAUCCAGGUAGCGCUGAUCCCCGGUGUCCGACAACAACAACUCCCCGCCCAACAACGCAGUUUGUAUGCCAGCCUGGAUCGACGGACCCACGCUGCCCACCAAGCUGCUUCCCAGGAAGUAGAGACCCUAGGUGUCCAACCACCACUACACAAAGACCAACCACUCAGUUUAGGUGCACACCAGGAUCUAUUGAUCUUCGCUGUCCACCAAACUGCUUCCCAGGAAGCAGGGACGCCAGAUGCCCAACAACCACCACUCCUCGUCCAACAACGCAAUUCGUCUGCGCUCCUGGUUCGACAGAUCCCAGGUGCCCACCGAGCUGCUACCCUGGAUCAAGAGAUCCAAGAUGUCCGACAACUACAACCCCUCGCCCUACGACUCAAUUUGUCUGCACCCCUGGCUCUACAGACCAGAGGUGUCCACCAAAUUGUUACCCAGGAAGCAGAGAUCCCAGAUGCCCCACAACAACAACACCCCGCCCUACUACACAGAGGCCAACUACUCAGUUUAGGUGCACUCCUGGCUCUACUGAUACAAGGUGUCCCCCAAGCUGUUUCCCUGGCAGCAGCGAUCCUAGAUGUCCCACAACAACUACUCCUCGGCCUACAACUAGAUUCACUUGCACACCUGGUUCCACUGAUCCUCGGUGCCCUCCAAAUUGCUUCCCUGGAAGCAGAGAUUCCCGUUGUCCUACAACAACUGCUAGACCAAUCAUCACUACUACUAGAUUUGUUUGUGCUCCAGGAUCUACUGAUCCAAGAUGCCCCCCGAACUGCUAUCCUGGUUCCUCAGACCCUCGUUGCCCAAAACCCUCAACGCCUGCUCCCGAGUAUUUACCAGUUUGCGGGCCAAAUGACUUAAGCUGCAGACCUACAACAACUCCUCGGCCUACAACUCAAUUCGUGUGCACUCCAGGAUCAACAGACCCUCGCUGUCCACCAAACUGCUACCCAGGAAGCAGAGAUCAGAGGUGUCCGACAACCACAACACAAAGACCAACAACUCAAUUCAGGUGCACUCCUGGGUCAACCGAUCCUAGAUGUCCACCCAAUUGCUUCCCUGGCUCAAGAGAUUCAAGAUGUCCAACAACGACAACUCCCCGUCCUACAACCCAGUUCAGGUGUACCCCGGGUUUGGUUGACCCUAGAUGCCCACCUAAUUGUUACCCAGGCAGCGCAGAUCCCAGGUGUCCGACAACAACAACUCCUCGUCCUACAACACAAUUUGUGUGCCAGCCUGGAUCAACGGACCCGCGCUGUCCACCAAGCUGCUUCCCAGGAAGUAGAGACCCUAGAUGCCCAACGACCACCACUCAAAGACCAACCACCCAAUUCAGAUGUACACCUGGAUCAACAGAUCCUAGGUGUCCACCAAAUUGUUACCCCGGCAGUAGGGACCCAAGGUGCCCUACGACUACCACCCCUCGACCAACCACCACUACAAUCAGGACUACUACGCCAUUCCGUUGUACACCUGGCUCUACUGACCCACGAUGCCCACCAAGUUGCUUCCCAGGGAGCAGAGAUCCCAGAUGCCCAACGACAACAACACCUCGCCCUACAACCACCCAAAGACCCACGACUAGAUUUGUCUGCACGCCAGGCUCUGUUGACCCUCGCUGUCCCCCGAGCUGUUUCCCAGGAAGUAGUGACCCGAGAUGUCCCACAACCACCACUCCACGUAUAACAACGACUCGAUUUGUUUGCACUCAAGGCUCUACUGACCCGCGCUGCCCUCCUAAUUGCUACCCUGGCAGCGCCGACUCCAGGUGCCCGCGGCCAACGACUAUAAGACCAUCAACCCCUGCAGUCGAAUAUCUUCCCGUUACGACGACCACUCAAAGGACCACAACCCAAUUCCGAUGCACGCCAGGCUCAACGGAUCCCCGCUGCCCACCCAACUGUUUCCCAGGAAGCCGCGACCCAAGGUGCCCAACCACAACAACCGCACGGCCAACAACUCAGUUUGUUUGCACACCUGGCUCCACUGACCCGCGUUGCCCACCAAAUUGCUACCCAGGAUCAAGGGACCCGAGAUGCCCAACAACCACCACUCCUCGCCCAACUACUCAAUUUGUAUGCACGCCAGGAUCAACUGACCCUCGCUGCCCUCCUAACUGCUAUCCAGGAAGUAGGGAUCCCAGGUGCCCCACAACCACCACCCAAAGACCCACUACCCAAUUCCGUUGUACCCCUGGAUCCACCGAUCCACGGUGCCCACCAAACUGCUACCCUGGAAGUCAAGACCCUCGGUGCCCAACUACCACAACCCCAAGACCAACUACGCCGUUUGUUUGCACGCCAGGCUCCACCGACCCAAGAUGCCCACCAAAUUGCUACCCAGGAAGCCGAGAUCCUCGCUGCCCGACCACUACCACCCCUCGCCCCACAACACAAUUCGUCUGCACCCCUGGUUCCACAGACCCUAGGUGCCCUCCUAGUUGCUACCCAGGAAGCCGAGAUCCUAGAUGCCCAACCACAACCACCCCAAGACCAACCACUCAAUUCCGCUGCACCCCAGGAUCAACUGAUCCAAGAUGCCCACCAAAUUGCUACCCUGGAAGUCAAGACCCACGUUGCCCAACUACCACAACCCCAAGGCCAACUACGCAGUUUGUUUGCACGCCAGGUUCCACCGACCCAAGAUGUCCUCCAAAUUGCUACCCAGGAAGUCGAGAUCCCAGAUGCCCAACCACAACCACCCAAAGCCCGACUACUCAAUUUAGAUGCACGCCAGGAUCAACGGAUCCAAGGUGUCCCCCCAACUGCUACCCUGGCUCGGUAGAUCCUCGAUGCCCCAAACCCUCAACACCAGCUUCAGGUUACCUGCCUGCUUGCGGCGCUAACGAUCCUAGCUGCAGACCAACACCUGAAUUCACCACGCCAAGGCCAACACCUCGACCUACUACUCAAUUUGUUUGCACGCCAGGUUCGAAUGAUCCACGUUGCCCACCUAAUUGCUUUCCUGGAAGCAGAGACUCCCGCUGUCCAACCACAACAACUCCCCGACCCACAACCAGAUUUCUUUGCACACCGGGAUCAGUGGAUCCCCGAUGCCCACCAAAUUGUUUUCCCGGGAGCAUCGAUCCCAGAUGCCCUACUACAACAACUCAGCGCCCCACCACCAGAUUCGUUUGCACCCCUGACUCAACUGACCCACGCUGCCCACCAAACUGCUACCCCGGGAGCAGGGAUCCUAGAUGUCCGACUACAACCACUCCCCGUCCCACUACGCAAUUCGUUUGCACCCAAGGAUCAACCGAUCCACGCUGCCCUCCGAACUGCUAUCCUGGGAACAGGGAUCCGAGGUGUCCCACAACCACGACACCUCGUCCCACGACCCAAUUUGUCUGCACUCCUGGUUCAACCGACCCCAGGUGCCCACCGAAUUGUUACCCAGGGAGCCGAGAUCCGAGGUGUCCGACCACCACAACUCCUAGACCGACCACUCAGUUUGUCUGCACUCCUGGCUCCACUGAUCCACGCUGCCCACCUAACUGCUACCCGGGCAGUCGGGACCCUCGUUGCCCCACUACGACAACACAGCGGCCUACAACCCAAUUUGUUUGCACGCCAGGUUCAACGGACUUGAGGUGCCCUCCCAACUGUUACCCAGGGAGCGCUGACCCCCGGUGUCCUCGUCCACCAACUUCCCGACCCUCAACCCCCGCCCCUGGCUACCUUCCUGCAUGCGGUCCCAACGACCCUUCAUGCAAUCCUCCUUCACCCCCAGUGCAGGCUGACAUUCCUGAAGGUUGUUCCGUUAACCCUGUGGGAGGAGUGACCUGCUUGAAUGACGCCUCUGACCUUAACCCUUCCCUUGCCUUCCCUCCCAAAUGCUUCCCUGGCACCAACGACCCCAGGUGCCAAGAGAGCUCUCAACCAAAGCCCAAUGUAGUGCGACCUGCACCCUCCGGAGGACACAGCGGCAUCCCUGAAAACCACCCCUUUCAUAUGUGGCAAUUUGAGCGAAGAGAUUCUGGACACAAGAGACCAUUCGGCAAAAGGUCGAUCAGCAAGAGAGAGGUGAAAGACACAAGCCCUCAAAUUGUUUCGCUCACGAUGGGACUCAGAGGCCUUAAAUUUGAGGCUGAUCAAGUCAGAUCACAUUAAAAAUUAAAACAGAACUUAAUUGUAAUAAAAUAUAAAAAAUGGUUAGCGUUGAAGUAAAAUAAUAAAGCUUUCAUAUUUA